Molecule: messenger RNA, 1550 nt
Organism: Neopsephotus bourkii (Bourke's parrot)
Lineage: Eukaryota; Metazoa; Chordata; Aves; Psittaciformes; Psittacidae
Gene: RBM17
Product: RNA binding motif protein 17
Exons: 12
Coding region: 164-1369 (401 amino acids)
Biological process (GO): alternative mRNA splicing, via spliceosome; mRNA cis splicing, via spliceosome
Cellular component (GO): precatalytic spliceosome
Molecular function (GO): RNA binding
Source: RefSeq, a predicted model, not a curated record
CGCCGCCGCCAGGGGGCAGUACAACAGAGGCGCUGCCGCUUAGCGCUCAUUGGUCGAGAGAGGGCGUGCGGGCGGCAGUGCGCAGGUGCGGCCCCUUCCCGGCUGCCUCAGCGGCCGGCUAAUGGCGGCGGCGGCGCGGUGACGGUUUUCAAUUGAAGAGAAAAUGUCACUUUACGAUGACUUGGGAGUUGAGACCAGCGAUUCUAAAACAGAAGGCUGGUCCAAAAACUUCAAACUACUACAGUCGCAGCUGCAGGUGAAGAAAGCAGCUCUCACACAAGCAAAGAGUCAGAGAACAAAACAAAGCACAGUGCUUGCUCCAGUGAUUGACUUGAAACGAGGAGGCUCUUCUGAUGAGAGGCAGAUCGUGGACACACCACCUCAUGUAGCAGCUGGCUUAAAGGAUCCUGUACCCAGUGGUUUCUCUGCAGGAGAUGUGUUGAUUCCUUUGGCAGAUGAGUAUGAUCCCAUGUUCCCAAAUGACUAUGAAAAAGUGGUAAAGCGUCAAAGGGAGGAGCGACAGAGGCAACGUGAGCUGGAGAGGCAAAAGGAGAUUGAAGAAAGAGAAAAAAGACGUAAAGACAGACAUGAAGCCAGUGGCUUUUCAAGAAGACCAGAUCCAGAUUCUGAUGAAGAUGAAGAUUAUGAAAGGGAGAGACGAAAAAGAAGUAUGGGAGGAGCUGCCAUUGCACCACCCACUUCCCUUGUUGAGAAGGACAAAGAACCCGUAGCAUCGUUUCCAUAUGAAGAGGAGUCGAGACCUCGGCCACCAUCUUCCAAAGCAGCUAUUCCUCCUCCAGCAUAUGAUGAGCCAGAAAGACCUCGCUCCCCCACGGGACCUAGCAACUCUUUCCUUGCUAACAUGGGAGGGACAGUGGCUCAUAAAAUCAUGCAGAAGUAUGGCUUCAGAGAGGGCCAGGGGCUGGGAAAACAUGAACAGGGGCUGAGCACAGCACUCUCAGUGGAGAAAACAAGCAAGAGGGGUGGCAAGAUCAUUGUUGGUGAUUCUACAGAGAAAGAAACGGGCAAAAAAGCGGAUUCGAACCCAUUGACUGAGAUACUGAAAUGCCCAACUAAAGUGGUCUUACUAAGGAACAUGGUUGGUGCUGGGGAGGUGGAUGAAGAUCUAGAAGUUGAAACUAAGGAGGAAUGUGAGAAGUAUGGCAAGGUUGGGAAGUGUGUCAUCUUUGAGAUUCCUGGUGCCCCUGAUGAUGAAGCUGUAAGAAUAUUCCUAGAGUUUGAACGGGUUGAAUCUGCCAUCAAAGCUGUUGUGGAUCUAAAUGGAAGAUACUUCGGAGGCAGAGUCGUGAAGGCUUGUUUCUACAACCUGGACAAGUUCCGAGUACUGGAUCUGGCUGAGCAAGUUUGAUUUUAAAACUCCUGCUCGAGGUGGCACUGUUUUGGCAAUCACGUUUUCAGCAGUAGGCUGGGAAUAAGGAAGAGCAAAGUAGCUUUCCUAGCAAACUGGAAACAAGCCUCAUUGAAUGGAUUUUUCACAUUCGUUGUGACUUACAUUUUUCUUUUUGUAAUAUAAAGCCCUUUGAAAGUCA